AGAAUAAAAAAUGGCGGUAGAGGGGGAGGUGUGUUGUAAAGAUUUGGUUUGGGUUUGCAGGUUUCCAGAACAUUCUCAUCUUCCUCCACAUAUUCACAUUCCACAACUUCUUUUCAAACAUAUCAAACAUUCAUACGCGUCCCUAGCAGAUAAUGAAGUUUUGAACACAUCGUCUGGGUAUUCUCCAACCAACGGUAAUUGGGCAGUAAACCCUUAUACAGGGAAGUGGGAGCUGGUUUUACAUAAGUAUGGAUACAUGGAUGAAAUAAUUCUCUCCUUCCUUGUUCUUCUCCUGGUUCUCUUCUCUUUCUACCGUCUAUGGUUGGUCUGGGCAUACAAACUAAACUUUAGAGAGGCUACAGCCGGACCCCAGGGCUGGGACUUGCUGGUCAACUGGGUGGUUCAGCGAGUACAAAUCAGAAAAAAGCCGAAGUUUGAUCUUGAGACUGGACAACCUAAAGUAAAAAGUGCUGAAGUUGAAAUUGCUUCCAAACCACAGGAUGAGAUUGGAAUAUCCUCUUCUCCGACCUCUAUCCCUCUUCUUAACAACAUAUCCCAUCAGCAGAGCCUCAGUAACCUUCAAGCUGGUUCCCUGCACGAAGAACAGCUGACCUUGCGCCGCGUUCAAGAAAUAAAGCGUGGCACUAUUCCGUCCCCUUCGCAACCACUGCCGGUAUUUAAAUCUAAAACUCUUGAGAUGGAUAAAUCGACUAUUCUAGAUCCAUUAGUGAACACCUCAGCUACCAGUAAUCCUAUAGUACAUAAACCGGAUUUAACCAGCUUAAACCUGGACGCCAUUGUGCAUAGUAUCAAUACCUCAGUGAUUCUUAAUCCCGUAGUUAAAAAAAUAGAAGAAUCUGUGAUAGAUAAUCCUGAAGAACGUUUAAUAAAGUCUAAUCCGCUUGGGGCACAUGGUACAGACGUAAAUCAUGUCAAUAACACUGAACAUUCCCUUGAUUUUGUGAACAGUCAGAGGACAGCAAAUUUAUAUUUUGAUAAUUUUGAUGAAGAUCCUAAUGUGAUUUAUAUUUAGUGUUGUUAUCCCGUUGACAUGAUUGAGUUAGCUCUUAGCAACCCAAGAAUCAAAUAAAACCUGCAUCCUCUUUA
This is a messenger RNA of Eurytemora carolleeae, 1107 nucleotides long. RefSeq lists its product as uncharacterized. The record is from RefSeq and is a predicted model, not a curated record. The transcript has 8 exons. Lineage: Eukaryota; Metazoa; Arthropoda; Copepoda; Calanoida; Temoridae. The coding region runs from base 11 to 1033 and encodes 340 amino acids.